AAGAAAACGACCGUCGAGUAAACAAACCUUAUUCUGCGAUGAAAAUGUUGCCGUAUUCAUGUCAUAGCGUGUCAUUUUAUCAACAGUUUGGCCCAAACUUGCUCUUUUGAUGUCUUCUAAAACUAAACCAAUGAGACUCAUCCUUCAAUCCAGACGUCUUUACUGUAGCAGCAGCAGCAAGGCCAAAAGCAGAUUCACUUUAUUACAGGGAAGAAGAGGAGUUCAAAUUGCUGCUCUGACUGCAGUUGCUGCUGGGAGUGGUCUUCUGUACAUUGAAUGGCUAACCUUAGAUAGGGCUGUCCAUUAUAAACCAGAUGGAGUCUUACCAGAGAGAGGCAGCGAGUACAUCUACGUCAAUGCCAUGGUUGACCAAGAUGACCUUGUCACACAAGUCAAGAGUAAAGUGCACUGGAGAAUCAAGGCUUUGGAAUAUAUUCUAAAAGACAAAGAUUCAGAGAGCGGUGAGUAUGUUCAUGUCAUGCACCUGUAA
This is a messenger RNA of Strongylocentrotus purpuratus (purple sea urchin), 490 nucleotides long. RefSeq lists its product as uncharacterized. The record is from RefSeq and is a predicted model, not a curated record. The transcript has 5 exons. The coding region runs from base 110 to 490 and encodes 126 amino acids. Lineage: Eukaryota; Metazoa; Echinodermata; Echinoidea; Camarodonta; Strongylocentrotidae.